GUCCGAGUGGUUAAGGAGACAGACUCGAAAUCUGUUGGGCUUUGCCUGCGCAGAAAAUUGAGAAUUCAUUCAUUGAUUGAUAUCUGAGAUGGUUAGGGUCACCGGAAAGCACACAUCAACGAGGUUACUCCUCAUAUGUGUAGCCCUUUUGGCCUUUGCUUUCCUUGCCGACAUUUUCUGGGCUUCUUCACCUCGUUUUUCCUCUCAAUGGACUUCUCAAGAUAAACCCCAAACCACCAUUGUAUUGCCCCCAAAGGAAAAAACUAUCAGAUAUAAGAAUGAAACUGUUUCCGGGAGAAUUCUUUCAGCAACUUAUGCGGAUCUGCCUGCACCAGAAUUACAAUGGGAAAAGAUGGCUCCUGCACCUGUACCUCGUCUUGAUGGCGCUGCAAUACAAAUAAAAAACCUUCUUUUUGUGUUUGCCGGAUAUGGAACCAUCGAUCUUGUGCAUUCUCAUGUCGAUAUUUACAAUUAUUCUGACAACACAUGGGGAGGAAGGUUUGAUAUGCCAAAAGAGAUGGCACAUUCACAUCUGGGAAUGGUAACAGAUGGGGGAUACAUUUAUGUCGUGACGGGACAAUAUGGACCGCAAUGCAGAGGGCCCACAGCUCGUACAUUUGUGCUCGAUACCAAGACAAAGAAGUGGAACGACAUGCCACCUUUACCAGUUCCUAGGUAUGCACCUGCAACCCAACUAUGGAGAGGUAGACUCCAUGUGAUGGGAGGUAGCAAGGAAAACCGACAUACCCCUGCACUGGAGCACUGGAGUCUUGCUGUGAAGGAUGGUAAAGCGUUAGAAACCGAAUGGAGGCCCGAAAUACCUAUUCCUCGUGGAGGACCUCAUAGGGCUUGCGUUGUAGUUAAUGAUCGACUUUAUGUAAUUGGUGGUCAGGAAGGUGACUUUAUGGCAAAACCCGGAUCGCCUAUUUUCAAGUGUUCUCGAAGGAAUGAGGUUGUAUAUAAUGAUGUUUAUAUGUUGGAUGAUGAGAUGAAGUGGAAAGAACUACCCCCAAUGCCGAAACCAGAUUCCCAUAUCGAAUUUGCUUGGGUGAUUGUCAACAAUUCUAUUGUCCUUCUCGGAGGCACAAGCGAUAAGCACCCUUUAACCAAAAAGAUGAUUUUGGUUGGAGAAAUUUUCCAAUUUAACUUGAAUAAGCUGGAGUGGUCAGUGAUUGGAAAACUUCCAUUCCGAGUAAAAACCACCCUAGUCGGGUUCUGGGAUGGUUGGUUGUAUUUCACAUCAGGACAACGAGACAAGGGACCGGAGGAUCCUGGACCGAAGAAGGUGAUCGGAGAAGUAUGGAGAACCAAAUUAAAAUUGAACUCAUGAUUUUUCUUCCCAAUAUUUUCUUCUCAAGUCAAAAGAGCCUCUUAGUGAUUUUUCUUGACAUUUGUUAUAUUCUUUUAUGAGUUAGGAAUUCAAUUGAAGGUAAAGCAAAUAUUUUUACCCAAUUCUCAUAGUUAAAACACAUUACUAAUCAUAUAUUUGUUUUGGUGAAUGUAUAAUGGUAUAUAUAGAUGAUACAAUUCUCUUUGUUCA
Messenger RNA from Cannabis sativa, 1540 nucleotides. RefSeq names its product kelch repeat-containing protein At3g27220. Lineage: Eukaryota; Viridiplantae; Streptophyta; Magnoliopsida; Rosales; Cannabaceae. Gene Ontology annotation, molecular function: protein binding. The record is from RefSeq and is a predicted model, not a curated record. The transcript has 8 exons. Bases 89 to 1330 code for a protein of 413 amino acids.